GAAACCUUAACCUUGAACGAAAAUGCUACCGGUGACGCCAGGGUUACCGAUACCGGAAAUAUAACAUAGGUUAAGGUGGGAUUUCUAUAUUGAUAUCAGUUGAUAUACUGUGUGAAGGUGGUGCAGAAUCGUUGUUUAUCCACAUCCGCAAAACGGAUUCCAGGCUGAUAUGGUGGCCCAUUGUCUUCUGCACGCCCUGGGGGCUGCCAUCUUCGCUGGCUGCACUUACUACGACACCCAUGUGCUGUUCCUCACGGACCCAGACGACCCACACCACCAUGUUGUGAAGCAGCUGGCCUUUGAGAGGGACCGGUUGGGUGGACGAUGGAAGUAUCUGACCAUAUGGGGCCUGACCUGUCAGCUUGUUUAUUACUGCUUGGCAGUGGUGAACGAUCUCUUUGGCAGCAACACUUUCGACAAGAGCAAGGUCACCAAGCUGCAGAAGAUCCGUGACGUCUUCUUCACAUCCAUUGCUCUUCCCGUGGGAAUGCUGGUGAGCAUCAUGUUCUGGGGCGUGUUUUUCGUGGACCGCGAGCUGGUGUUCCCGGCCAUCCUGGACGCGCACUACCCGGCGCUGCUGAACCACGGCGUGCACACCAUGCCGCUGCUGAUCGGCCUGCUGGAGGUGGCGCUGGAGCGGCACAACUACGCCUGCAACCGGCUCUCGCUCGGCCUGCUGAUGGGCUUCCUCGCCACCUACCUCGGAUGGACGCUGCAUUUGGCGCUGGUGGAGAAUCUCUGGGUGUACGGCAUCCUGCGCGUGCUGAGCUGGCCCAUGCGCGUGGCGUUUAUGGGUGUGAAUCUGCUCAUCGGAGUCUGUCUCUUCUUCCUCGGCAAGGGAUUCGAUAACUUCGUCUGGGGUAACGAGAAGGCGCUGGCGCAGGUCGACUCGACCAAAAAGCGGCGCUGAUCUGUCGUUCUCUCUCCGCCUCUGGUCGGUAAGGUCCCUGCCAGCUAAUACCGUAAGCCUUCUGCCGGGGCGCCGGAGAUAGCCAUAGUGAAAGGAACACUCGUCGGUAAAUGUGUCGCGUCACCCUUCGGCGUUUUCGCCUGCUCAUGCUGAGUUGCGCUGGCUGAUGACGAAGCGAAGGUGGAAUUAUCGUGCUGGUGUCGCACGUCUGUUGCCGAGCACGGCCGGCCGCAGUCUGCACAGUGAUUUUGAUUUAGCGAGAUUAUAAUUCGAUGGUAGCGGAUAGAUUAUUUCACUCAAGGAUAAGAUCAUUGCAUGAUUAUUAUGCACCGGCGAUACGUGCCGUUUAGGAUUGGCGAUGUUCUUUGGAUAGCUGCAGAUGCAACGAGCCCCGAUUCAUAUGGCGUAGCGAAACCACAGUAGCACGCGUUGUGUAUGCUGGUGGUGUUGACUCCCUGUCGUUUGGCUACUGUUUCAGUUUGUGCGCGUCAUGCAACUGUGGACCUAAGUUUGUUUGUCUAUUACGCGUCCGGACGGUAUGCCGUCCACUAGUCAGAUAUACAACGAUCAACUUAAUUGUUCUACGCACAAGUGAUCACAAUCACAUCGUGAUUUAUUGUUGCCUGAUGAAGUCGAUUUGAUUUCAUAAUCGUUACAUAUUUGAUAUAGGUGAUUGUCGAUAUUGCACUGGUACAGCAAUAAAUCCUUAACACAUCCAAGCUGGAUGAUUUUUGAGGGAUGCAGGGUGCAGUAUAAAUCUGCCAGCCGUUUGUGCUCUACUCUCUAAGACACUAAAUCGAGCGUGAAUCGGCAGCGGAGCCCAGUCCGUCGCUUACGAACCUCGACCUACCAACUUCAACGCAAUCUGAUCGCGUGCGGGUUAACCAUGCGCCUUGUCGUGGCCGAUACUAAGCGAGGAAGCGUCUCUGAUAGCACAUCGCCCUCGUCCAGGGGGCCGGGCUCUGUGACGAUAUCCUUAGCACGGUACCGGAUGUCAGGAGGGUGCCCGAAUCUCCCUUAGCACGACACCGGACACGGACGAAAUGUGCCGUGACCGGCGGAUGGCAGUCAGGCGCCUGGUGUGCGCCCCUGCGGGCAGCAGUUCUCGGAGGGAGCUCAGAGGCAGAGCUGACGCGGUUCGGCAGAGUACUCAGCACCGGGGGCUGCGAGCCCAGCUCUGCCAAACCGCUUCACAGCUGCGCUCUCGGAGAGCUCCAGUGCGGCCUCGCGGUCCCUCCGUGUCUCAGCGGCCGACCUGUCCAUCUCGCGUCCAAGGCGCGGAGGUCGGCGCGCGCGCCCGGCGUCGGCCGCUCAGGCUGGCCGGUCGUACAGAGCGCGGCAGCGCGGCCGGCCGGCGUGCCAGCGCCGCCAGGAUGGCCGGCGCCGUGCUGCCGGCCUUCUCCAAGCUGAGCGCGCUCCUGCACACGCGCGAGACGGACCACCAGCUGGACACGCUCGUGAUGCGCCUGCACCACCGCGCCACCGCCCGGCUCCUGCUGGUCGCUGCCUUUGUCGUGAGCACGCGCAGCCUGGCCGGCGAGCCCAUCGAGUGCUCCACGGACGCGCGCGUGCCGCGUCAGCUCAUGAACAGCUACUGCUUCGUGACGGCCACGUUCAGCGUCACCGGCGGAAGAGGCGGGGAGGCGCCGGCCGGCCUCGGCGGAGGAGGAGAGGGCACGGUGAGGAAACACUCCUACUACCAGUGGGUGCCGUUCAUGUUCUGCCUGCAGGCGCUGGCCUUCUACCUGCCGUACGCGCUGUGGAAGCACAGCACAGGCAGCGUGCUCCGCGACUGCCUGGCCUUUCAGGUAGACCAGCCUGACACGACCAUGCAUGCUAGUUCCACCAAACUGAUGUCGUUCGCCGGCUAUCUCUCGGCACGCAUGGGCAAGGUCAACCAAAGCAUCGUCAAGACGUUCUUUUUCGUCGAGCUCGCGUGUCUACUGAACGUCAUCGGUAAUCUGUUCCUCAUUGACCUGUUUCUGGGUGUGGAUUUCGGCCGGUACUGCGUAUCCCGCGCAGCCGCCCUGCUCACCGGCACACCGCCCGAGCCCGACCUCGUGUUCCCGCCGCUCGCCAAGUGCACGUUCGCCAAGUUCGGCGCCUCGGGCACCCUGGAGCGGGUGGACGCCGUUUGCGUGCUGCCGCACAACGUGUUCAACGAGAAGCUGUUCGUGUUCGUGUGGGUGUGGACGGCGCUGCUGGCGGCUCUGACGGUCGUGUACGUGCUGUUCCGGGCGGUCACGCUGGCGGUGCCCAAGGUGCGCCGGAACCUGCUGCUGGCGCGGCUGGUGCCCGAGCUGCGCGACCACGGCCGCCAGGUGUUCGAGCAGUGCACAGUGGCCGACUGGUUCCUGCUCUGUCAGAUCGGCCGGCACAUGGACGCGCUGGCCUUCAGCGAGCUGGUGCGCCACCUGGCCGCCAGUCACCAGGAGCUGCUGCUGCCGGCCAUCAGCGUGGCGCUCUCCCGGCGCGCGUCGCAGUGGUCGGACGGCCACCGGCGGUCCACCGACCACCAGACCAAACUAACCGGCUGACCGACCACCAGACCAAGCUGACCGGCCACCGGCGGUCCACCGACCACCAGACCAAACUAACCGGCUGAUCUAACCGACCGGCGGUCCACCGACCACCAGACCAAACUGACUGGCUGAUCUACCCUAACUGAUCGGUCACCGGCGGUCCACCGACCACCAGACCAAGCUGACCGGCUGACCGACCACCAGACCAAGCUGACCGGCUGACCAAGCUGACCGGCCACCGGCGGUCCACCGACCACCAGACCAAACUGACUGGCUGACCGACCAUAGUGACCGGUCAGCGGCGCUCUACGUAUCAUCAGACCAAACUAACCGGGGCCAAACUGAACGUCUGAAGUUCUGAACAGACCGCUCAGCGCUCCACCCACCAAGGGACCAAAUUAAACUUCUAGAUUUGACUUUGGAGUAGCGGAUAGAUGAAAUGGUGUGGCAGACAAGUGUUCCUGAUUUAAUUCCCAACACAUGACAUUAGUGGCGUCAUCCGCGUUUCUCGUUCUUCUGUGACAGCAUUAGACCCGACCCCGGGAAUAUAGGAAAAACACAUGGCUCGGCUCGGCGGAGAGUAGUCUUAUUCAGCGGCAGCUCCAUAGGCCGUAGGCGCCUUCGCAGGUCCCUCGACGAUAACCGUCAGCGAGAAUAAAAACAAGUGUUUGCAGGUACUUCUUGUAUUGACCAAAGUUCGAACAGAAUGAGUGCAAGGCAAUAUGAAAGUUAGUAAAAAGCAUGUACUGAAGAACUACUUCAGUACAUAUUCCUCUUAUUUACUCUAACUCACGAUAGUUUCGAGUGUUCUCUCGUCUUCCUUACCUGUGUGCGAGGGUCCGUUCCGCAGACGCCGUCUCCGGUCCUUCAGAUAAGCGUCGAGUGGUGCUCGAAGUCCGGUGCCGCCGACAGCCGCUCGGGCAGAGGUCCUCGCAGGUCACCAGUCCGCAUUGAGUGUGAUCACUGAUCAGCAACGAGUUACCGUGAAUGACGAAACCAGUGAGCGACGAUAGGCCACAUGAGCUUGUAACAAUUUAAUCUAGUGUGUGGUGUGGCUGAUUAUGGAAGUGUGGGUGUUGGAAAAUGAAGAGUGCGCCCCUCAAUUCCUCAACGGUUGCAGAGCCCCAACUUCGAUUGAACAAUAAAUACGAACAAAACAACGACUGAAUCGCAUCAAGAACUUAGUGGAUAGGGACCUACGGCAUGAAAUCCCCAUAAAUUGCACGAGACACGCAGUGCUACUGAAAACAAAGCGCACUGGCUUCGGUUUUGAUCAAAUUAAUGGCUCAAAUUGAUUCCUACCACCUGCAAUAACCAUCAAACCAUUGGUCUUGGAGUUAGUUACCAACUAGAGUUGCAAAAUUUCCCUACCGCACUACCGGCAUGCCGGUAAUUUUUCACUACCGCAGGUUUUUUCGUGGUAUCUGGCAUGUCUUGCCGGUAGCAUGCCGGUAUUUUUGAUUUUGCACACAAAAAAAUUAUCAGCAUAUGAUUCAAACUUUGGACACUAAGAGGCUAUUGAAUUGUAAUAACAGCAAUCUUAGCCACUGCAAAAUACAUUUUGUGGUAAAAGUUCCAUAUGCCGUAUUAAAAUUACCGCCAAAUUACCGGUAUGCCGGUAAUUUGGCGGUUUUUUUGGCUUGGGGCGUGGUAGCAUGCCGGUAUCCCAGAAAAUUGUUGUGGGGCGGGGCGGUGCCGGUAGCAGCCCAUUGGGAAAACUUUGCAACUCUAUUACCAACCCCUGAAAGAUGCAUAAAUUCAUUACAUUGCUUAUCGGUAGUUUUAGUCGGGAACGGUGUUCCCACUUAUCCAGAUCCUUUGCGCCUGUUUUGGUAUGGCUUGCACCACUCGGCACUCACCAGUGCUGGGAAAAUCUUUCGAAACAAGCGUCUUCACCACUAGGCCAGACGGUCAGCUGCUGGGAAAACGAUCCCCUCUCCAAAUAGAUAACGUAUCACCAGCGGCCCUUAAGUUUCCCAGAAGUCUUACUGUCUUGCCUGGAAACGUGUGCGUGUGAUCGCGAGAAGAUUUCGUCAUGUGAUCCGUGGUCAUACGGAGCAAUGGAGUAGAUAUCCGGAACCGGUCGCCAGUGGUGCCACCUGCCUACAAGAAGUGCGCUCGGAGCGCCACCUACAACCAUCCGCCAUCGGCAGCCGGCUGCCACAUCUCCAGUUUCAACAGUGACACACCGCGGUCCCCUCCUCUAGUCGCCUCUGAAGGCGGAGAGGAGGGACACCGCGGCUGUCCGGCCGCGCUCAGCACCGCAGCCCCCGCAUCGGCCGACAGCCGCGACCGGCAGGACACGAGGCUAGCCGCUGCUCAGCAUGGAUAUGAUAGUACUUGUUGGUGCCCAUUAGCGAACCAACAAACAGAACGUUUUGGUAUUCCCUCUUGACGAUUUAAAAGGUAGAUUU
This is a messenger RNA of Amphibalanus amphitrite, 5846 nucleotides long. Its product is annotated as innexin inx2-like. Gene Ontology annotation, cellular component: gap junction; plasma membrane. The transcript is spliced from 6 exons. Gene Ontology annotation, biological process: phototransduction. Lineage: Eukaryota; Metazoa; Arthropoda; Thecostraca; Balanomorpha; Balanidae. Gene Ontology annotation, molecular function: gap junction channel activity. The record is from RefSeq and is a predicted model, not a curated record. Bases 1954 to 3447 code for a protein of 497 amino acids.